Molecule: messenger RNA, 1500 nt
Organism: Ochotona princeps (American pika)
Lineage: Eukaryota; Metazoa; Chordata; Mammalia; Lagomorpha; Ochotonidae
Product: keratin, type II cuticular Hb5
Exons: 9
Coding region: 1-1500 (499 amino acids)
Biological process (GO): keratinization; intermediate filament organization
Cellular component (GO): keratin filament
Molecular function (GO): structural constituent of skin epidermis
Source: RefSeq, a predicted model, not a curated record
AUGGCCAGCCGCUCCUUCUGCAUUAAUCCUGGUGGCGGCAGCAGCAUGGUCAGGAACUUCAGCUCCUACUCGGCCGUGGUGGUGCCCAAGCCAGGGGCUCAUGGCUGCUUCAAUGUUGGGACUUUUCAUAGCAGCUUCCCUGGGUUGCUUGGCUAUAGGCACCUUGGGGUGUUCGGCAGCCGGAGCCUGUGUGCGGCGGGGUCACCGAGGAUGGCUGGGAGUUGCAAACGGCCCCUCCCCCAUGGCAGGGGCAGCUUUGGUUACCGAGCAGGGGGCCUCGGUGGGUCCGGCACCCCCUGCAUUACUGCCGUCACGGUCAAUGAGAGCCUGCUGACACCACUCAACCUGGGCAUCGACCCCAAUGCGCAGUGUGUGAAGCGCGAGGAGAAGGAACAGAUCAAGUGUUUGAACAACAAGUUUGCUGCCUUCAUUCACAAGGUCUCCUUCCUGGAGCAACAGAACAAGCUGUUAGAGACCAAGCUGCAGUUUUACCAGAACCGCCGGUGCUGUCAGAACGACCUAGAACAGCUGUUUGAGAGCUACAUUGAGUCACUGCGGCGGGAGGCUGAGUGCCUGGAGGCUGACAGCGGGCGGCUGUCCUCGGAGCUCAACCACGCGCAGGGAGUGCUGGAGGGCUACAAGAAGAAGUUUGAAGAAGAGCUGACCUCCCGGGCCACAGCAGAGAACGAGUUUGUGACACUGAAGAAGGAUGUUGACGGGGCCUAUCUGCGCAAGGCGGACCUGGAGGCCAACGUGGAGGCGCUGAGGGAGGAGAUCGGCUUCCUGCGGCGCGUCUAUGAGGAGGAAAUCUUCCUUCUCCACUCACACAUCUCUGACACCUCGGUGGUGGUGAAGAUGGACAACAGCCGGGAGUUCAACAUGGAUGCCGUGGUGGCUGAUAUCAAGGCUCAAUAUGACGAGAUUGCCAGACGCAGCCGGGCUGAGGCUGAGUCCUGGUACCAGACCAAGUGUGAGGAGAUGAAGGCCACAGUGACCCAGCAGAACGAGAGCCUCCGCAGAACCAAGGAGGAGAUCAACGAGCUGAACCGCCUGAUCCAGAGGCUGACGGCCGAUCUGGAGAACGCCAAGCAGCAGCGCGCCAAGCUAGAGGCAGCUGUGGCUGAGGCCGAGCAGCAGGGCGAGGCAGCCCUGAGCGACGCCCGCUGCAAGCUGGCAGGGCUGGAGGAGGCCCUGCAGAAGGCCAAGCAGGACAUGGCCUGCCUGCUCAAGGAGUACCAGGAGGUGAUGAACUCCAAGCUGGGCCUGGACAUUGAGAUCGCCACCUACCGCCGCCUGCUGGAGGGCGAGGAGCACAGGUUAUGUGAAGGCCUCGGCUCUGUCAACAUCUGUGUGAGCCGUUCCCAGGGUGGUGUGGUCUGCGGGGACCUCAGUCCCACCAUCACGCGUGGCCUUGGGGAUUUGACCAUCAGCCCUAGAGCUCUGUGCCCUCUCUCUGUCACGGGGGCCUACUCCAGUGCCAAGUCUGUGCGGUUCUCGUGA